Nematostella vectensis (starlet sea anemone) is the source of this 7630-nucleotide messenger RNA. Its product is annotated as kelch-like protein diablo. Lineage: Eukaryota; Metazoa; Cnidaria; Anthozoa; Actiniaria; Edwardsiidae. The transcript has 2 exons. Gene Ontology annotation, molecular function: protein binding. The record is from RefSeq and is a predicted model, not a curated record. The coding region runs from base 5988 to 6956 and encodes 322 amino acids.
AACCGACUACGAACUGACGACUUGCAAAUAGACAAUAGACUGAAAGCUGAUGACUUACAUAUUGACAACCGACUACGAACUGAUGACUCUUACAUUGACAAAAAGAGUACGAUACGAUGACUUACUCGUUGAUAAAUACACUAAAAACCUAUGACUUACACAUUGACAAAUAGACAACGAAUUGAUGACUUACACAUUGACAACCGACUACGAACUGACGACUUGCAAAUAGACAAUAGACUGAAAGCUGAUGACUUACAUAUUGACAACCGACUACGAACUGAUGACUCUUACAUUGACAAAAAGAGUACGAUACGAUGACUUACUCGUUGAUAAAUACACUAAAAACCUAUGACUUACACAUUGACAAAUAGACAACGAAUUGAUGACUUACACAUUGACAACCGACUACGAACUGACGACUCUUGCAUUGACAAAAAGACUAGGAAAUGACAAGUUACACAUUGACAAAUACACUACAACUGAUGACUUAGACAUAUACAUUGACAAAUAGAAAACGAACUGACGACUUACACAUUAUCAAAAAGACAACGAAUAGACAACUUACACGUUGACACAAAGACUACCAACUGACGACUUAGACAUUGACAUAAAAAAUGGACUGACGAUUUACACAUUGACACAAAGACUAAGAACAGCCGACUGAUACAUAGACAAAAAGACAACGAAUUGACGACUAAGACAUUGACAAAAAUACUACGAACUGAAGACUUACACAAUGACACAAAGACUACGAACUGACGACUUACACUUUGAAAACCGACUACGAACUGAAGACUUACGCAUUGAAAAAGAGUACGAACCGACGACUCACACAUUGACAAAAAAAACUACGAACGGACGACUUGCACAUUAACGAAAAUACUCCGAACUAACGACUUAGACAUUGACAUAAAAAAUGGACUGACGAUUUACACAUUGACACAAAGACUACGAACUGUUGACUUACACAUAGACAGAAAGAAAACGAACUGACGACUUACACAUUAACAAAUAGACUACGAACUGACGACUUACAAAUUGACCCAAAGACUAUAAACUGACGACUUUACACAUUUACACAAAAACUGCGAACUGACGACUUGCACACUGACGACUUAAACAUAUCGACACAAAGACUACGAACUGUUGACUUACACCUAGACAAAAAGACAACAAACUGACGACUUACACAUUGACAAAAAUACUCCGAAUUGACGACUUAGACAUUGACAAAAAUACUACGACAUUAAGACUUACACAAUGACAAAUAGACUACGAACUGACUACUUACACAUUGACACAAAGAUUACGGACUGACGACUUACACAUUGAAAACCGACUACGAACUGAAGACUUACACGUUGAGAACAGACUACGAACUGACGACUUACGCAAUGAAAACGACUACAAACUGACGACUCACACAUUGACAAAAAGACAACAAACUGACUACUUACACAUUGACAAAAAUACUCCGAACUGACGACUUAGAAAUUGACAUAAAAACUGGACUGACGAGUUACACAUUGAGAACCGAAAACUGACUACAUAUAAACAAAAAACUACGAACUACUUACAUAUUGACACAAAGACAACGAACUGUUGACUUACACAAUGACAAAUAGACUACGAACUGACGACUUACGCAUUGACACAAAAACUACGAACUGACGACUUACGCAUUAACAAAUACACUACAAAAUGACGACUUACACAUUUACACAAAAACUACAAACUAACGACUUACAUAUUAAAAACUGACUUAUGAACUGACGACUUACACGUUGACAAAAAGACAACGAAUUGACGACUUACACAUUGACAAAAAGACAACGAAUUGACGACUUACACAUAAACAAUACACUGAAAACUGAUGACUUACACAUUGACAACCGACUACGAACUGACGACUCUUGCAUUGACAAAAAGACUACGAUACGAUGACUUACUCGUUGAUAAAUACACUAAAAACUUAUAACUUACACAUUGACAAAUAGACAACGAAUUGAUGACUUACACAUUGACAACCGACUACGAACUGACGACUUUUACAUUGAAAAAAGACUACGAUACGAUGACUUACUCGUUGAUAAAUACACUAAAAACUUAUAACUUACACAUUGACAAAUAGACAACGAAUUGAUGACUUACACAUUGACAACCGACUACGAACUGACGACUUUACACAUUUACACAAAAACUACGAACUGACGACUAAAACAUUAAAACAGUUAAACAUUGAAACAGACGACUUACACAUUGACAAAGAAGACUUACACAUUGACAAAGAAGAGUUACACAUUGGCACAGACGAGUUACACACUGACAGAAAUUAGAUACACAUUGGCACAGAUAGUUACACAAUGAUGUAGACGAGUUACAGAUUGACAACAAAGAGCUAUACAUUGACUUGGACGAGCUACACAUUGACACAAACAAGUCACACAUUGACACAGACGAGUUGUACAUUGACAAAGACGAGCAACAUAUUGACACGGAUGAGAUACACCUUGACACAGACGAGUUUCACAUUGAAACGGAUGAGCUACACAUUGACAUAGACGAGUUACACAUUGAAACAUAUGAGUUAUACAUUGACACAGACGAGUUACACACUGACAGAAAUGAGAUACACAUUGACACAGAUAGUUACACAAUGAUGGAGACGAGUUACAGAUUGACAAAGAAGAGCUAUACAUUGACUCGGACGAGCUACACAUUGACACAAGCAAGUCACACAUUGACACAGACGAGUUGUACAUUGACACAGACGAGCUACACGAUGACACGGAUGAGAUACACCUUGACACAGACAAGUUACACAUUGAAACAGAUGAGCUACACAUUGACACAGACGAGUUACACAUUGAAACAUGAGUCACACAUUGACACAGACGAGUUAAACACUGUCAGAAAUGAGAUAAACAUUGACACAGAUACACAAUUAUGGAGACGAGUUACAGAUUUAAAAAGAAGAGCUACAAAUUGACACAGACGUGCAUUAAUACAUUCUAGAAACUGUUGAUUUAUAUAUUGACACAUCAAUGAACUGACGAUUUAUACAUUGAUACAUCCUACAAACUGGUGAUUUAUACAUUGAUUGAUACAUCCUACAAACUGAUGAUUUACACAUUGAUACAUACUACAAAGUAAUGAUUUACAGAUUGAUACAUACUACAAACUAUUGAUUUACACAUUGAUAAUACUUUAAACUGAUGAUUUACACAUUGAUACAUACUAAAAACUGAUGAUUUACCCAUUGAUACAUACUACAAACUGAUGAUUUACACAUUGAUACAUACCACAAACUGAUGAUUUACACAUUGAUACAUACUACAAACAGAUGAUUUACACAUUGAUACAUACUAAAAACGGAUGAUUUACACAUUGAUACAUACUACAAACUGAUGAUUUACACAUUGAUACAUACUAAAAACGGAUGAUUUACACAUUGAUACAUACUACAAACUGAUGAUUUACACAUUGAUACAUACUACAAACUACUGAUUUACACAUUGAUACAUAAUACAAACAGUGAUUUUAAACUGAUGAUUGCCACAUAUAUCAAGCUGGAGACUUACAGGUAGUAUAGAGAACAUGGUCAAAUAUUUCCAAAUAUUUUUCACACAAUUGGUGUACUGAUGAAGGACUGUAUGACAGGAAAUACAAUACCCAAUCCAGAGUAAUGACUGAAUAAGAGUAUCUUUGAUUAUUUACUAAACUCUGACAUACCGCUCUAGAAAUAUCAAGUAUAAAAGUUAGCUAAAAUGAGUAGCCAAGAUAGGCAUGGACCAAACUUGCCAACAUUGUGAAUCCUAGUUCCAAAACGAACAAUAAACUGAUACAUGACUAUGUGUAAACACCUACGACACUACUGACUUGUACAGUUGACUUAUUCCUUGUAAAUAUGACAGCAACAGACAAAUAAUUAAAAACCAAUGAAAAUAAACAUUAGAGCCAAACUAAGCUGUAGAAAACAUGAUUAAUGACUGAAUAUGAUGGAUGACACAAUACUAAUGAUUUGGUGCCUGGCAUAAUAUGAUUACUGGACACUUAUAUUGAGGAUAGACAGACUUGGUGUGUGACAGGACAAGGGCAUGCAUUUUGACAAGCAAAAAUUGACAUUAUUACUUGCCACAACAUUUUAUCACUGAAAGCUUUUUUGGUUAUGGUUUUGGGGAGGAUUUGUGCUUCGGACACAUCGUAAAAUUACUUUUUUUUAUCUAUAAGCAGUUCCCCCAAAUAAGCACCUCAUCUAGGGCAGAAAAAUCCAGAAAAAGUGCAGCGGCCCCUAUUCAAGCAAUUAUGCUAUGUAGCAAGUGCUAAUGACAUUAUGUCAUAUGACAGAUUUUUGAUUUUGACUUGAAAUGAUGUUAUGUGACACUGAUAUUGAUAUUUUUAAUAAUGACAUGACACUGUUGACAUGUGUGACAAUAACAUUGACAUAUUGAGUGACAUGGCAUGACACUGAUAUUUACUUAAGACAUGAUGUGACAUGACACUGAUAUUGACUUGACUUAACAUGACAUGACUUGUUAAACAUGAUGCAACACUAAUAUAAACUUAAGUGAGAUGGCAUGACACUGAUAAUCACAUAACAUAAUGUGACACUGAAAACUAACUUGACUGACAUAAAAGGUAUGGUAUUGUUUGGACGCUGAUAUUUGACUUAUGUGCAGGGCUUUCAUUAACUUUCAGAGUAGGCGGUGGAGAUUGAUAAGUAGGGGGUGGAAGUUAUAUCUUUUUAGUUCAAGACUUUGAAAAAAAGUAGCCGGCGCUCAGUGGAAAAUAGCCAGCACUUCCGCUGGCCGCCAGGACCUAAUGCAACCCAUGGUUUGAUAUGGCAGAAUGCUGAUAUUGACCCUGGUACAACAUGGCUAGAAAAUGGUAUUUACCCUUGAUUUAAUGAAUCUGAGGACCACUUUUCAGCAUUUCAACUUUAAUGCUUAUAAUAAGUUGCAAAAAGUAAUUGUUUAGUAUUUAGAUCAGUAUUCUACUUGCCAUCAAUGUAGAGAUCAAUUAUUGAUUAUUUAUGAUAUCCAAGUCAAAUAUAAAAAUCAUGGGGCGGAUCCAGGAGUCCAAAAAAAGUGGGAGCAAAGCAAGGGUUUCAUUGUUCUAUGGUGGAUUUCCUUAUAUUUCUUGUUAUCUUUAAGCUCAAUAUCUGUAAAUUUGGCUAAACCCUAGAUCCGCCCUGAUUCAAAUACCUCAGGGCCUUUUAUUGCAGGGGCGUAGCCAGGAAUUUUAACAGUAGGGGCCGAUAUUGAGUCAUUUUCUCCUGUAUUUUAAGUAAUGUCUUGCCUUAUCUUUAUCUUUAAAUAACUUAAUUGCAGCUAGCGAGCUAAUCCGGCAAUGGACAUUUACUGUAUUUUUGGCUGCUGAAAGGGGGGGGGGGGGGUGGCCCCCCUGGGUCCUCCUCCUGGCUACGCCCUGUAUUGUCUUGGCAGGAGCCAAUGGCUUUGGAGGGCUGUGGAGCCCAUUAAAUUUAAUGCAUUCAAUGAUUCCAAGAAAAGAGUUUACCUAUCUUUAAUAUAGAUACCUAUAGACAACUAUAAGUAUCAUUUUAUAUGAAAUGAUAUAUUUGAUUAUUAAGUAACAUUUAUUUAUUUUUAUUAAUAAUAAAUGCAAAUUAGGAUAUGGACAGAGCUAAGAGCAGGACUUCUUAUUUGCAUACAGCUCUUGUUUGGCCAUCAUGCAUCACUUCUAAAAUUAGCAGAAAGAUAAAUUACAUACCCGCCUCCAUUUCGGCAAUCCCUAACGUUAAACACAGGCCAAACACCAUUAUUCUCUCAUUUUCUCUUCUACUUUACUUCGGGCAAUCUCUUUGCAGCCGUCCGCGUUUGCGCAAAGGAGACUACACUACGGCGGCGGGAAUAUUUUGAUCGAGUGACUACAUAAGGGGGCUUCUUUCAAAUGAGCUUCUUGAUGAAAGAUGUCUAAGAGCUAUUGAACUCUCUAAACACCAUACACCAACUUCUCCAUACCUCAUGAGACCCCGGACAUGCCUUGAUGACUAUAUUGAUGUGGUUCUUCUGUGCAACAGGGCAUUUGAUCCAGCAGUUGUUUGCUAUGCUCCUUGCUUAGAGGAAUGGUAUGAAUUCCAGCCAAUUGCUGGAGGUAUCUCAUGGCAGUGUCUGGCCUACUGUAAUGGCUGUGUUUAUGCAGUAAGUGGCAAUGGAUGGAGCGGCUGUAUUAAUCCAGCGUCGCAUGUCCAUUGCUAUGAUCCCUCGACCAACACUUGGGCAGCUAAGGCUCCCCUACUGCACGAUGCAGACGAAUUUGGAAUGGCAGCCAUUGGCAAAUUUAUUUAUGUUGUAGGGGGACAUAAUAGACAUGGUGUCAGGACAGAGCUCCUGCAAAGAUAUGAUACCUGUACUGACACAUGGGAAUUGAUGUCCCCAUUACACCCUGCCAGGUCAGGUACCUGUGUGGUCUCCCACAACAACCAGUUGUAUGUUUUUGGAGGCAGUACUAAUGAUAAAUGUCUCACUAGCUCCAUGAUUUAUGAUCAGUCGUCUGAUUCCUGGUCACAAGUAGCACCCAUGAGUUAUUCUAGAUCAUCAGCUUGUGGUAUCGUUGUCAGUGAGAAAGUUUUUAUCAUUAGUGGACAUAGUGAUGAGGCCUAUGGAACUAAUUCCAUCAAUGAUAUCAAACCAAUAACAGCUUGUGAGGUUUAUGAUAUUAGAACAAAUUCUUGGAGCAGUAUACCUGACAUAACUCUGCAAAGAUCAAAUGCAGGAGUUGUUCACAUAGAUGGUAAGAUUUAUGUUUUUGGUGGGGAUGAUAUGAUAAGCUUUGCUCAACAAGGAGAAUCCAUGGAGUAUUUUGACAUUGAGUCUUGUGAGUGGUCCAGUCCAGUUGAAUUCUCAGACUUGCAUGUCACUAUUUCCAGACCCAGAGCUUGUGCGUUACGCUUGCCAAAAAGCUUUGUCCAAGCUCUUAAUAAUGCAAUAUAAAAACUUUGAAGAACAUGGAUUUGAACUGUGUUUUGAAGCACUUCUUCAAUUCACCCUGAAGUAAAUUGCAGAUGAUGGGAAUCUGGAACUGGCUAUACCAUGCUAAUUAGCCUGACACCUGACAAGGAAUUAAUUACAUAAAGAAGUUACAUGUAAUUUCUAGAAUACCUAAACCUGGAAGUUUCUGUUUCCACAAGUCAAAUGAAUCCUCAAGUCUAUUUUUGUAAAGAAAUGAUCCAUUUUAUUUGGACAUUUUUCCCACAGUGUUUUUGCCUCUAACCCUGUUAGUGGAACUCUCAUGUACUCUCACUAACUCUCAUCUCCAUUUGUUGGGGCUUCACUUAGGGAGGGACCUCAAUAAGAAUAGACGACAGGGGCAUCAUGAUCCUAUCAUUUAGGGCAGGCUGCAUUUUGAUUGUAGAGUUCUACCAACUGCUGUCUUUAAGCGGGUGUUCAAAGAUUGUUCUAAUUUUGCUAUCCCUUAGAGGGUCUCACCCUAAUGGUGUCCUGAAACCCCAAAAACUUAUUCCACAGUACACUACAGGGGCGGAUCCAGACUGCAGGCUCCAGCCAGACCUGGCUCUUUUAUUAAAAUGUAAUUGUUACAAGAGUGGGGUAUUAAAAUUAUAAUAUAUUUAUAUGUUUAUGUUAAUAAUAACCUCCUAUAGUCCUGU